AUGGCCUGAGCGGCCAUGUCCGGCGUGGUGCGGACCCUCAGCCGCUGCCUGCUGCCGGCCGAGGCCGGCGGGGCCCGCGAGCGCAGGGCGGGCGGCAGCGGGGCCCGCGACGCGGAGCGCGAGGCGCGGCGGCGCAGCCGGGACAUCGACGCGGGGCUGGCCCGCGAGCGGCGCGCCGUGCGGCGCCUCGUCAAGAUCCUGCUGCUGGGCGCGGGCGAGAGCGGCAAGUCCACCUUCCUCAAGCAGAUGCGCAUCAUCCACGGCCGCGAGUUCGACCAGAAGGCGCUGCUCGAGUUCCGCGACACCAUCUUCGACAACAUCCUCAAGGGCUCAAGGGUCCUCGUGGAUGCGCGAGACAAGCUGGGCAUCCCGUGGCAGUAUUCGGAAAAUGAGAAGCACGGCAUGUUUCUCCUGGCCUUUGAGAACAAGGCGGGGCUGCCCGUGGAGCCUGCAACCUUCCAGCUGUACGUCCCCGCCCUGAGCGCUCUCUGGAGGGACUCCGGCAUCAGGGAGGCUUUUAGCCGGAGGAGCGAGUUCCAGCUGGGUGAAUCCGUGAAGUACUUUCUGGACAACUUGGACCGGAUCGGCCAGCUGAAUUACUUUCCCAGCAAGCAGGACAUCCUGCUGGCGCGGAAGGCCACCAAGGGCAUUGUGGAACACGACUUUGUCAUUAAAAAAAUCCCUUUUAAGAUGGUGGACGUGGGCGGCCAGAGGUCCCAGCGCCAGAAGUGGUUCCAGUGCUUCGACGGCAUCACGUCCAUCCUGUUCAUGGUGUCGUCCAGCGAGUACGACCAGGUGCUCAUGGAGGACAGGCGCACCAACCGGCUGCUGGAGGCCAUGAGCAUCUUCGAGACCAUAGUCAACAACAAACUCUUCUUCAACGUCUCCAUGAUCCUUUUCCUCAACAAGACGGACCUCCUGGUGGAGAAGGUCAAGACCGUCAGCAUCAAGAAGCACUUCCCGGACUUCAAGGGCGACCCCCACAGGCUGGAGGACGUUCAGCGCUACCUGGUCCAGUGCUUCGACCGCAAGAGACGCAACCGCACCAAGCCCCUGUUUCACCACUUCACCACCGCCAUAGACACGGAGAACGUCCGCUUCGUGUUUCACGCUGUGAAGGACACCAUCCUGCAGGAGAACCUGAGGGACAUCAUGCUGCAGUGACCGAGGGCGCCCCCCGCCCCCCCCGCCGCCUUCCGCCACCGCCGCGCCGCCCCCCGCCACACCUCCCUGGGCCCGGGGCGGGCCUCCCGGGUCUGUGCCGCCGCGCCUGCCGCGCCCGCGCCGCCACGCUCCGGGCCCGGGGCCACGGACACCCGGACGAUAGCUACUGAACCCGGGGCGUAGUCAAACUACUGAGAAUCCGAGGGGCCACUCUGCCGUCGGUUCGUGACACCUGGUAACACCGCCCCCCUCUCUUCACAGAAACCGUAUUCCUUUCCCGACACAGCUUCACGAGGACUGUGUGCGGGGGGGGGGGGGGGGGGACGUGCGCACACCGCGCACACUCGGGAAUGACCAGGACACGAACCGGCCAGCCUCGCAGGUGGCUCUUCUCUCUCCCCCGCCAGUCUUCCGUGAGAGACGCUGACCCGAGAGCUUUGCCCGACGGUGGUUUGCGGGAGAUCGGGGGUCUCCGCGCCCCCUCGCAGAGCAAGCACGUUGCCUUUUAAAACCCCGGUGCCGGCUCGAGGGACCCCGGCCCAGGCACCCUAGAUGAGGCCGGGGGCCCCGCGUUGGAGGGUGGGAGCGGGCUCGCCUUAACGCCACACGGCCGGUGCUGGUGAUCCGCCCCGCCCCGCUCUGCCCGUGACCUCUGUCCUCCGGUCACCUUCCGAUACCUGCACGCGGCCGCGCCCGGGCCCCCUUCCCUUGGAAGGCGGGAGAGCGCUUCCUGCUCCCCUCGGGACUCCUGAACACCGGUAGGAUUCCUGGCGGAGCCUGUGUGAACGCCACGGCCGCCUGGUGAGCCCACCCGCUGACCUUGCAGGAAGCCCAGACUCUGGAGCCGGAGUCCGAGUUUCUGCCAACUGCUGCCACCUCGAUGCCUUUGGACCGGGACCCGCUCCCGGCUCCGCUCGGACCUUCCCGCUCACCAAGGUCUCCUCGUCAAUGUGCACAUGUCACAAGUGAUCACUACCGGACGUGGCUCUCUUCCGGGAGAAGCCAGGAAGGUCUGUCCAGGCCCGCGGGCUUGGACAUAGCAGAUCUCCUCUCCCCCCCCCCCCCCCCCCCCCGCCGUGCCCCUACCCACUCACCUUUGCACCGGUGUCUCCCGCUGGCUGUCAGAUACACUGCGUCCCAAGCUGGUCCCGCCGUGCGUUCCUCUGAUAGAAACGUCUGGUGUGUCAGGACUUUUCCUAGUAUUUAGAAGGAAACAGGAAGCUUCCUCUGACUGGCACCACACGGUCACUGUGGCUGAGUAGCACCCGCGAGGCCCCCCGUCCCGAGGCUGCCCUGCUCCCGAUCCUGUGUCCCUUUUGCGUCAAUCCUGGCUCGUUUCCAGCGAUCUUGUGGCCUGUGCUGACCCAGGAGGAAGGACAGCAGGACCUGCUCCUGACUUGUCCUUGUCAUCAGUGUUCUCAGUGAGGAGACCACAGGAAACUCCCUCUGUCUCUCUCCCUCUCCCCCUCUCUCCCCCUCUCUCCCCCUCUCUCUCCUCUCGCCCUCUCUCCCCUCUCUC
This is a messenger RNA of Lynx canadensis (Canada lynx), 2683 nucleotides long. It is a transcript of the gene GNA12, whose product is annotated as G protein subunit alpha 12. Gene Ontology annotation, molecular function: G-protein beta/gamma-subunit complex binding; GTPase activity; guanyl nucleotide binding. The record is from RefSeq and is a predicted model, not a curated record. Gene Ontology annotation, cellular component: brush border membrane; heterotrimeric G-protein complex. The transcript has 4 exons. Gene Ontology annotation, biological process: Rho protein signal transduction; adenylate cyclase-modulating G protein-coupled receptor signaling pathway. The coding region runs from base 16 to 1164 and encodes 382 amino acids. NCBI's taxonomy places the organism in Eukaryota, Metazoa, Chordata, Mammalia, Carnivora, Felidae.